AGAUGGAGCAGUUAGGUAGAUUGUGUUGGCUCUCACUGGAAUCCUGAUACUUGUGGUACCGACCUUGGUUAUCUUCCGAACUUACACCAACGACUAGUAUUGGAUCGGUCGUUUGACAUGAAGCUAUGUGGUUUAAUCGCAAUCUUUUCUGUUAUCGGAGUAACAGCAGGUUCCGAGUUUGUGUACGCAGUGUUCCCUAUCAAGAGGCAGGUGGAAUACAGAGUACCCCUGUCUAACAGUGGACUAGGAGAGACCAGGACCCUGUCGGAGCUGAGUCUCUGUGGCUGGGUGGUUCACUAUAAUGUGUAUGUGAACCAGGACUCUUCUGUGAUGACUGUGGGGGAUCAGGGACAGUUCAGGUUGAUAUUGACGCAGGCUAACGCGUAUAUAGAUGUGGCUGGCUGGAGGAGUGAGAUGAUAGACCUGGUACAACCCAAUACUGACUGGUACCACAUCUGUGUAACCUGGACAAGUGUCCGGGGACAGUACAGGAUCUACGUUAACGGACUCCUGCAACUCAGUGGUUCUAACCUAGCAGCAGGGGAGUUGCUUGAAGACAUAACCUCGUUAACUAUCGGCAACAGUUCAGACAGUUAUGUGUUUGCAGGACGAGCUUCUUACGUUCAGCUCUACUCAAGAGUAUUGAACCAGUCGGAAGUGUUGGAGGAGUCGUGCUCUCAACGGUGUGCUGCCUGCACAAGGUCCCUUCUUCUAUCCUGGAAUGAGAUAGCUGCUCAAAUAUCCAGAACUGACAGCGUUUAUAACGACGAGCACAGUCCGAUCUAUCUGCCGCCUCCUUCUGGACUGCGAGUAGAGCUACAGAACCCCCAGAGUAUCAGAGCCAGGUGGUCCCCCGUCAGCAGACAGUUCCAGUGGUACAAUGUCAAGAUAUCUCCUUCUAACAGACUCCCCGCGCAACAGAUAGUUUAUACUACCGUCAAGGAGCACAUCAUUAUCAAAGACCUGUCGGAAGAUACUUUGUACCAUGUGAGGGUCUCAACACAAUCCAGAUGUGGAACUGAGACCUGGUCUAACCCUGCAACUAUUAGGACCAUGGCUGUGCCGGAUCCAGUGGGAGAUCUGCAGGUAUUGGGUACCACUAACAGUACUAUAACAGUGAGUUGGAGCUCUGGUGAGGAUGAUGUCCUGCAUUACAGGUCGGUAAUAUUUGCGACUGGGGACGGCUCCACACAGCGUCACAAGACCCUGAACAACACCUCCCUAAACUACACCUUCUCCGGACUCUACCCCAACACAUGGUACACGGUGAAGAUAGCCUCCUACAGCCUGCUCGGUAUCGGGGAAUACAGCGUCGUGACGGCUCUUACAUCCAGCAAUCCCGCUCCUGAUGUCGACGUUACAAUAAAUAUUGAGAUAUUGCCGGAGUUUGAGGUAGCGGUGAGCUGGGACGUGUCCGCGGAUCCGAGCGAGUCUUCCUUCCUCUACAAGCUAACUAUAAAGAAGCUGUCUGAUAAAUUAAAGAGGACCUCUUACUCCAAGCAGUUACCCGACUCUGGAGCAGAAUUCAAGGUUGACGGGAAGAACACUCCUUUUAUAGAGAUAAAGACGAGUCUGAGAGCCCUGACAGUUAAAGGUCUGGUCCCCUACGCGGCCUAUCACGUGUCAGUUGCUAUCUGUCCGGACCCGACCUCCCUCUGUCUCCUCACCUCCCAUCUUAAUAAGAUAUACGUAGCACAAGCUGAGCAACACUACUACCAACAAUUCUUCAGUGGAGGUCCUAUCAGUCAUAAGAUAGUUCAAGACAUGGUGCAACAUUUUACACAGAACAGCAACUUCAGCACACACUUCACUGUGACUAACAUAGCCCCCACUUCCUUCUUGGGAAAACUCACAUUUUCUAACCAGGAGGACGGAAGUAACCUGACACAAGGUGAGAUGUGGUACACUCUGUACCGGGCACAGGGCACAACAUUCCAGGACCUUCUACUCGGCUCUUCCUUCCAGCUCUCUCCUGUCAGACCCUCAGGAUACUGUGACUAUCUAAACGACGAGGAGCAGGGUAGAGGUAACUUCACCUGGCCCUAUGCCAUGGAGGACACAAUCACCACUUUACCUUGUAAUCUUAACCACCCGAACCUGACAGAAGUGCGGAGCAGGAAGUGUGGUGUGGGAGGUUGGGAGGAGGAGGCUGACUAUACACUGUGUCCCUACACAAAGUCUACUAGCGGGGACCUACAGCGACUACUUGAUACGGAGAUAACGAACGUGGACCAAGCAGUGGAAGUGAGUAAGAAACUAACAGAGGUUACAGCGGGUACCAUGACAACAGAGACUAUCGGCAUGGCCUCACAAGCAAUCAGUCAGAUAGUCUCCUCUGGGGUAAACCCUGAUAUUUCCUUCAGUGUCGACGUAGCCGUUAAUCUCGCAGGAGCACUUGGAAACAUUCAAUCACUGGAUCGUGGUCAACUGGCUCCGGAGGGCACUGCACUCGCUGCACAACAAAUAGUUACUGAUGUGGAAACUUACUGUCAGAACCUAACGGGGUCUGACUCAACGCUAGUCAACUACGCAUCACCUGAUCUCAAACUUGCUGUUGUAAAAUUGCCCUCCGAAACAGAUUCAGGCAUUUUCAUUGCAAGCAGUGCUGGUACCGACUCAGCGAUGUCAAUCGAUUACAAGAAAAAAGGUUCAGUCGGAGGAGCUGCUAGGAGCUAUAAGUGUGAACAUCCCCAACAAACUAGUCACUCCAGACUCUUACGUAUUGGCAGUCAUCUACAAGGACAAAUCUAUGUUCCCAGCCAACGACCAGGGGUUGUCUGGAGAUGACUUCAACAUCCCCAUACUAUCUUUGAGCGUGAAUACGGUUAAAAAAGACUCUGAACUGGCGGAGGAAGUUGAGUUCAGUCUGACACUGAGUGGUACUGGACGAGGGAAACCUGUAUGUGUUUACUGGAACACUGUUGAUCAGAGUUGGAGUUCGGAGGGAGUGGUUAUGGUGUACAGUGAUGAUAAGAGUAUAAUCUGUAAAACACAACAUCUCACUAGUUUCUCUGCUAUACUGUUACCAGCUCAAGACGACUACAUCCUGUCUAUCAUCUCUCAGAUUGGUGCUUCUAUCUCUAUAGUCUGUCUUUUUGCUACCGUCCUCCUCCUCUACAUUGUCAGGUGCGUAAGAGAGUGUUUGUCUACAAAGAUACACAUCAACUUUGCUCUGGCCUUGUUCCUGGCACUACUCUUCUUCAUGAUAAACGGCAGUACAACUUACCCGGGCACCUAUUGCAAGGUGAUGGCAGGUAUGACCCACUAUUUCUUCCUGACUGCAUUCUUCUGGAUGAGUGUAGAGGCAGUGGGCCUGUACAGGGCGGUUGUUCUUGUCUUCACCAGCGCCUCCAACAAUACCUUCCUCAUCGGAGCUUCUAUCAUCGCUUGGGGAUUGCCCGCUGUAGCAGUGAUAGCACUGUUAUCUCUAAAGGAAAACGUCUAUCAGAUACACACAAAUCUGAAUGUGUGCUGGCUGUCACGUGACUGGAUGUACGGAACCUUCUUCAGUCCCCUCCUGAUAAUGCUCCUCUUCAACUGCAUCGUCUUCUUCAGAGUCCUCUUCACCGUCAUGAGAAACAAACACUCCAGAACAAAAGGUACAAUGAAGCCUGGACAAAGAUUGGUAGAACUGCGGAUAAUAUUAUCCAUCAUGACACUUCUUGGGUUAACUUGGAUAUUUGGAGUUAUCCAGAUCUCUUAUCCUCACAUAGUCCUGGAAUAUUUCUUCGCUUUAACGAACACUCUGCAGGGCGUGGCAGUGUUUGUGUUCUACUGUCUCUACAACCCCAGUAUCAGACUAGCUCUCUGGAGAGUGGCUCAUGGCAAGUCUAUCAAUGAGUCCGCCUCCAAUAGUUCCUCUCACCAGAAGAAGAAGAAGAAGAAACGACUUAGUAUCCGGCAAGCCACCCGUCAGAAGAUCAGUAUUGUUAAGGCGCAUAUUGACGGCAAUCCAUUCGCUUUCACCACAACAGAAGGUGGGGCCACGCUGAGGAAGAUGGACAGGAAGAACUGGAAGAAGCUGAAGAAAAACGACAUCCAACACACAAACGCUCAACUAGCUGAUCCAAUAAACCCUAGAGGAGCCACUGUGCUGUGUUCUACUGGCCCCUCCUCUAUAACCAUGCCCACUGCUCUUACCACCUGUUACUCUAGGGAAUCAUCCCCCGAGUUUAAAGAAAUACCACCACCUAGCACACAUGAUGACGUCACUGCCCCUAAAGUUCGUGAGGUUACGUCUGAAAAUGAUGUCUCUCUAGAAAAUAUCGUAAUGUUGGAGCUUGAUAAGGACGAUGUGGUGUUGCGGGGCUCAAGUGAACGGUGCUCAAGUGAACAGUGUCCAACCCCAGUAGAAUCUCGACCAGAAUCUCGGUGUUCAGAUUCAUCUCGCGAGCUGGAUCAGUCUCAGAGCUCUUCGUAUGAUAAGUUGGAGGAGGAUGAGGCUGCUACCAUUUCUAAUUCUUGUGGUCUAACCGUGUGAGACGUGCUUUUUAUUGUAGAUUGGAUUCCGGAUACACUGAGCAAGCGAUAUAAAAUAUCAAAAAAAACAGUGAUAAUCGUUGGAGUUUUAGUAACGGUUUAAAAACUUGUGGUUUCCGCUUUCUUUGGCUACGAUACUCGAUAGUGCUCACAUUCGGAAACUUGUGGUGAUCCAUUCUUCCUUGUCACAGAGUAUUGAGUAAACGAUAUUCAUGACUAACGAAUUACAACUGACGAAAUGUAUAAGUUAUACUUAUAUGCUGUCAGAACCUGAACAUAUGAUAACAGAACUGUUAUGAUAAUUUUAAAAACUGUCUGAGAUCAGUUUCAGAUAGAACGUGCGAAUCGCGCAUUAGAGUUGUAACUUAUGAAGUUCAUUAACUUAUAAUUAAUUAGAGUUGUAACCUAUGAAGUUAAUCAACUUAUAAUUAAUUAGAGUUGUAACUUAUGAAGUUAUAACAAAUUGGAGUUAUAACUUAUGAAGUUCAUUGCAUUGAGUUUUAUUUGCAACUCAUAUUUUCUUAAUUUGGAGUAACUGUACUGUUAUGGAAUGGAUUUUUUGUGUGCUCCAAUUCACUAUCAUUUCCAAGUUCCUACAUAGUACAUUAUUUAUCGCUUUUAACAAAGUUAACAAUACUCAUAAGGCAUGUGUGAUUGUUUUAAUUAGAUCUAUUCGAUCGUAGAAUUUGUAGACAAAAGAGAUUUCAAUUGAAGUUUAAUGAUUCCAUGCCCUAACUUUCAUUUCGAUUAAAUACUCCAUAAAACAUAAUUCAUUUGAUUAAGUAUUAAUCCAAUUCUUUCAAUAUACAUACCACGGAUUUUAAAACAAAAACCUUUUAUCUCAAUCUUUAAUCCCGUAGAAAAUUUAAAAACGUUUAUUGUAAAAAAUCUAAUCUUGAAGAAUUUAACAUUUUACAAACAUGCAAA
Messenger RNA from Bolinopsis microptera, 5406 nucleotides. RefSeq lists its product as uncharacterized. Bases 118 to 2787 code for a protein of 889 amino acids. The record is from RefSeq and is a predicted model, not a curated record. Gene Ontology annotation, molecular function: protein binding. Lineage: Eukaryota; Metazoa; Ctenophora; Tentaculata; Lobata; Bolinopsidae. The transcript is spliced from 34 exons.